Molecule: messenger RNA, 933 nt
Organism: Carassius auratus (goldfish)
Lineage: Eukaryota; Metazoa; Chordata; Actinopteri; Cypriniformes; Cyprinidae
Product: stonustoxin subunit beta-like
Exons: 1
Molecular function (GO): protein binding
Source: RefSeq, a predicted model, not a curated record
UCAGAUGCCUGUAAUCUCACACUGGAUCCAAACACAGCAAACAAUCAUAUCAUUCUGUCAGAAGAGAACAGAAAGAUGACGUAUGUAGAAGAGAAUCAGUCAUAUCCUGAUCAUGCAGAGAGAUUUGAUAGAGUACCUCAGGUCCUGUGUAGAGAGAGUCUGUCUGGACACUGUUACUGGGAAGCGGACUGGAGUGGAAAAGCUCAUUUUUCAGUGGCAUAUAACAAAAUCAGCAGGAAAGGAGGGAAUCAUGACUGUAUGUUUGGACUGUAUAGAAACUCAUGGAGUCUGAUCUGCUUUGAUGACAAAUUCCUUGCCUCUCACAAUAAUCAUUCAAUUAACAUCGGUGUCUCUUCACACUCUUGUAGGAGAGUAGGAGUGGAGGUGGAUGUGCCAACUGGCACAUUGUCCUUCUACAGCAUCUCUGACACAAACAAACUCACACACUUACACACAUUCAACACCACAUUCACUGAGCCUAUCUAUGCUGGAUUUAGGUUGAAGGUUUAUAACUCCUCAGUGUCUCUGUGUCAGACUGAAAAGCCUGUGAACAGCAACAGAGACAACACACACACACACUUGAUUAAUAUAAAUACUCUCACUUUAUAUAUUGUAGUGCUAGUAGUAGUACAGGCCUAACAAGCAGAUGCAGAGUAAUUCACCAAGGCUCUUAGACACAAGCAAGACAUGCCGAUACUGUGGUAAUAUGCUUUGCUAAAGUAUGCCUUGAAGGCAAAAACAGAUCUACAGUUGGGGAAAGUGAUGAUGACAUUUACGUGGUUGAAUAUAUUCAUAUACUAGGGCUGGUCGAUUGUCCAAGCCACCUAAAAGGCUGGAUUUGUAAUAAUAAUAAUAAUUAUUAUCUGCCUAAUGUUCAUAUAGUACUUUUUUAUUUACUGUAAAAAGGGGAUUCCUUUUCUUCAUAUUUGUAAA